This is a messenger RNA of Pyrus x bretschneideri (Chinese white pear), 1348 nucleotides long. Its product is annotated as transcription factor LAF1-like. NCBI's taxonomy places the organism in Eukaryota, Viridiplantae, Streptophyta, Magnoliopsida, Rosales, Rosaceae. The record is from RefSeq and is a predicted model, not a curated record.
UAUUUAGAAGUUAUUUACAUAGGGUUAGGUUUGCAAAUUGUAUUCUUUGGCAGCAACUAACGACUUCUUAAAACCCUUGAAGCUUCAUAUGACCUCAUGGUCGAAUAUGAACGUACAAUACUAAGCAUAAAAUAUAAAUUUUUUAAUUAGUAUUGAAAUAAAAAAAUAAAAAGAACUGGCUCAUGGUCGAAUAUGAACGUACAAUAAUAAGCAUAAAAUAUACAAUUUUCUAAUUAUUAUUGAAAUAAAAAAAUGGCUCAUGCUUUGUUAAUUCAUUUUAAAUAGCAGACUUCGAACUAAUCACUGCUUUAAGUACCAGAGCAAAAUUGAGGUCAGCUCUUCAUUCAUUGCUCUGCAGCCUACCUCCCCAGUUUUUUCUGUUUCUCUCACAAUUCAUAACAUAUUUACAAGCUGCAAGUUCAUUCUUUGUAGAAAAAUGGGCUGCAAGGCAUCAGAUAAGCCGAAGGCAAAGUAUAGAAAGGGAUUGUGGUCACCCGAAGAAGACCUAAUGCUUCGAAGCUACAUCCUCAAAAACGGCCACGGCUGCUGGAGCUACCGUCCCAUAAACACCGGUUUGCAGAGGAAUGGAAAAAGCUGCAGAUUAAGGUGGAUAAAUUAUUUAAGGCCAGGGUUAAAGAGAGGGACAUUUAGCAAACAAGACGAGGAGACAAUCUUGACCCUUCAUCGUAUGUUUGGCAACAAGUGGUCUCAAAUCGCACAGCAUUUGCCUGGAAGGACAGACAAUGAGAUAAAAAACUACUGGCAUUCAUAUUUGAAGAAGAAAGUGGCCAAAGCUGAGGAAAUGGAAGGUCAAACCAAAUCCCAGUACACAAGUACUUCAAGCUCAGAAAUCUUAGAGUGUUCACUAUCUCCCCAAAAGCCCACAACAUGUUUUAAUUCGAGUCACGAAUCAAUGCAAAAAUCACCGCCAUCCGAUGACUUGUCCAAAGAUCAGAGCUGUCAAAGAAGCCCUUUACCAAAGAUUUUGUUUGCUGAGUGGCUCUCCUUAGACCAGGUUGAUGGUGGGAGCUUCGCAAACAACAUCAGUGAUCCCGGGGUUUUGAAGGAAGAAUUUGAUCAUAGUACUACUUCAAAUAAUCUGCAAGCAGAUCAUGCUCUAGGACAUGGUUUUGUGUUGAACGAUGAGGGAAUAUUUGGCAGUGGUUUUCAUCAUGGAAUAAGCCAUCAUCAUGGUUUGGGUUUGGAGAUGAUCAAUUCGCAGUUUAAGUUCGAGGAACAGAUUUCAGGACCAGGGUUUGUUGACUUUGUAUCAGCGGGUGAUUUGUACAGUGAUUUCAACUUGCAGAAUGAUGCAAUGUAUUUUUAUAAAUAGGGAGUCAAAAAUUUA